Molecule: messenger RNA, 1293 nt
Organism: Aspergillus bombycis
Lineage: Eukaryota; Fungi; Ascomycota; Eurotiomycetes; Eurotiales; Aspergillaceae
Product: isovaleryl-CoA dehydrogenase
Exons: 6
Coding region: 1-1293 (430 amino acids)
Biological process (GO): L-leucine catabolic process
Molecular function (GO): flavin adenine dinucleotide binding; 3-methylbutanoyl-CoA dehydrogenase activity
Source: RefSeq, a predicted model, not a curated record
AUGGCUGCUGCAUCCCGUCUCCCAUUCCUCUUCCGCAGUACCUCCCGGUCCCUGGGGUCAAUCAGGAAACCCCUCAUACAGAUCCCCGCAUCUCGGACGUUCGCAUCAAAACACCCCAAGGGCUUCGUGGCGCCCACUGAAGAUGAGCUACUAGAGCUACGGGAACGUGUGCAGGAAUUUACCAGGCGUGAGAUUACCGAGGAAGUAGCUGCAAAGACAGACGCACAGAAUGAAUUCCCGGCAGAGAUGUGGAAGAAACUUGGUGAUGCUGGAUUCCUGGGCAUCACUGCAAAUGAGGAUUAUGGCGGCCUCGGAAUGGGCUACCAGGCGCACUGUAUAGUUAUGGAAGAGCUUAGUCGUGCAUCAGGAAGUAUUGCAUUGUCAUACGCUGCGCAUUCCCAGCUUUGCGUCAACCAGCUCUCUUUGAAUGGGUCGCCGGAACAGAAGGAGCGGUUCUUGCCGGGACUCCUAUCUGGUGACAAGAUUGGUGCUCUGGCGAUGUCGGAACAUUCUGCCGGCUCGGAUGUUGUCAGUAUGAAGACGACGGCUAAGGAGGUUGAUGGUGGCUACGUACUGAACGGUACCAAGAUGUGGAUUACGAAUGGCCCCGACGCAGAUUUCAUUGUAGUCUACGCCAAAACGGAGCCCGAGAAGGGCUCCAAGGGAAUCACGGCAUUCGUUGUCGAAAAGACAUUUGACGGAUUCUCCUGCGCACGGAAGCUCGAUAAGCUUGGAAUGCGCGGCUCAAACACUGGAGAGCUUAUCUUCGAAGAUGUGUUUGUCCCCAAGGAGAACGUCCUCGGCGAAGUAAACCGCGGUGUCAAGGUUCUCAUGGAAGGUCUCGAUCUGGAACGUCUGGUUCUCAGCGCUGGUCCCCUGGGUAUCAUGCAAGCCGCCCUUGAUCUCGUUCUUCCCUAUACUCAUGUCCGCAAGCAAUUCGGAUCACCCAUCGCCCAUAACCAGUUGAUCCAAGGUAAGCUGGCAGAUAUGUACACAAAGCUUCAGGCAUCGCGCGCCUACACGUAUGCCACGGCGCGGCACGUUGAUAACUCCGCAUCUUUGUCUGAGGUGAGCAUCCGGACCCAGGACUGUGCGGGUGCUAUCCUGUAUGCGGCGGAACGGGCGACGGAGUGUGCACUUGAUGCCAUCCAGCUGAUGGGUGGCAAUGGGUAUAUCAAUGAGAUCCCCGCAGGACGGUUGCUUCGCGAUGCGAAGCUGUAUGAGAUCGGCGCGGGGACCAGCGAAAUCAGACGGAUGGUCAUUGGACGGGCAUUCAAUAAAGAGUAUGCAUAG